Messenger RNA from Pieris napi, 2016 nucleotides. Its product is annotated as zinc finger MYM-type protein 1-like. The transcript is spliced from 2 exons. The record is from RefSeq and is a predicted model, not a curated record. Bases 934 to 2016 code for a protein of 360 amino acids. Lineage: Eukaryota; Metazoa; Arthropoda; Insecta; Lepidoptera; Pieridae.
UCCACGGAGUGCAGUGCACUGUUUAUUUACGCGCUUUAUAUAAAUGUGCAUUACAUUGUAAUUCAGUACAAACAAUAUUGUUCUUCUGGUUUAGCAGUAUUAGUAACGAUUUGUAAAAGAAAUGAGUGAAAGAAAAAGAGAUUAUCCCAGCGGCGCUGAGAAAAGAAAAAUUAAACAGAAAAGGGACGAGGUUAUAAAAAAAGUGCCCAAAAUUUCUUCAUUUUUUCAGAGACAAGAUACUGUGAGUGAUUUAGAUUGGAAAGAUUCUUCUGAAGCAUGUUCUUCGUCACAUAUCCAUCCGGAAAUAGAAGAAAGCCAAGCACAUACUUUAUCGGAUGUCCAUCCAGAAAUCGAGGAACCCCAAGUCAACGAUUCUGAUAUAUCUGCAGAUAAUGCAGAUUGUAAUAUAAUUUCAUCAGAUAGAGGAAAUUUUGGUGACAAUUUAACUGAAUGCGAACGAAAAAUAAUUUUUUAAUUGGGUCCAUUUAAACCACAAGGACCAUUUCCAAAAGUUUCAGAAAAUAACCGACCUUUUUCAGCUUAUUAUUAUUCAUAUUUCAAUCAGGCAGGCAUAAAAAUUAUAAGACCAUGGUUGUUAUGUUAUUCUAACGUUUUAAACAAACCGUACUGUCACUUCUGUUGGUUAUUAGCAGAUCGUCAAAACAAAUCGUACUCCUCUGCUUGGGUUAACGGUGUUUCGGUUAGAAGCAAUUUCACACAAACUAUUCUUGACCAUGAAAAGUCACAGCAGCAUAUUAGUGCCUCACUCUCUUAUAAUAAUUGGUUGCAAGGAAAUACCAUCGAUGAUACUCUAUUGAAAAGUGAAAUCGAUAGUAAAAUUACAUUCUGGAGAGAUGUACUGCAUCGUAUAAUUAAUGUUAUAAUUACUUUAGUAUCUUGUAAUCUACCUUUGAUUCUGAUUCUGGCAAUUUUAUGGCAAUUUCACGUCUGCUAUCUAACUAUGAUGCAACUUUAAAAGAACUUUUUCUAAAACCGAAAGGUGAAAUAAAUUAUUUAAGCCCUACGAUUCAAAACGAAAUUAUUAGUUUGCUUGGUACUAACGUUAGGAACAGUAUUAUCUCAGAAAUUAAAAAAGCUCCAUUUCUGACAAUAAUUCUGGAUACAACACAAGACUUGUCAAAAAUUGACCAACUAUCUGUUGUUUUUCGAUAUAUCUCGGUUACAGAAAAUGAUGAUAAUGUGCCUAAAGAAAUAAAAAUCUGUGAGUCCUUUUUAGGAUUCAUAGCAGUAACCGAUUGCAGUGCUGCAGGUCUGAAAACUGUCAUUUUAAAUUUGACUAAAGAAUAUGGAAUUGAUUUGACUAAAUGUAUAGGACAGGGAUACGAUGGAGCAAAUGUUAUGUCGGGUGUGUAUGGAGGAUUACAAACCCUAAUAAAAGAGCAUGCUCCAAAUGCCGAUUAUGUUCAUUGUGCUGCGCACGCUUUAAACUUGGUUUUGAACGAUGCUGCGAGACAUGUUCGUGAAGUAUCGACUUUUUUCGAUAAUUUAGAAAAAAUAUAUACUUUUUUUGGCAAUAGUAUAAAACGCUGGGCUAUGCUAAGUGACGAUUCAUCUGAAAAAUAUUUGAUUACCCUUAAAAAGGUAUGUCCUACCAGAUGGUCUUCUAGGAACGACGCUUUAUUAGCAGUAAAGAAAAUUUUUUUACUAAUCAUGAAAACUUUGUACCAACUCAAUUUAAUUUCAAAUAAAAAAGAGGAACGUGAAGAAUGUAAAAGUAUAAUUAAUAUUUUAGAGAGUUUUGAUUUCUUAGUGCUCGUUACAUUUUUUUCUUCACUAUUUGAAAUUAUUAAUCCUAUUUCUAAAGCUCUACAGCAUGAAAAUAAUGAUUUACAGAAAUCUAGUAUUUUAUUAAGUAAUCUUUUAAAUAGACUGUGCCAAUUAAGAAAUCAGAAUUCAUUUAAUAGUUUGCUAAAUGAAUCCAAACAUUUAGCAAAAAAGUGGGGGGUAACAACUGUUUUUAAAAACAAGGCGAAAGAUAACGAAGCGUUUUUUUGA